This is a messenger RNA of Cinclus cinclus, 1303 nucleotides long. RefSeq lists its product as uncharacterized. Lineage: Eukaryota; Metazoa; Chordata; Aves; Passeriformes; Cinclidae. The transcript has 6 exons. The record is from RefSeq and is a predicted model, not a curated record. The coding region runs from base 282 to 983 and encodes 233 amino acids.
CUCAGCCCGGAAUGGCUGUGAGUUUGUGCUCUUCUCAGUGGGGGAUUGGAGAAGGUUUUGGCUGUAAUUAGCAGUCGGAGAAAAAUCCUGCUAAAUAAAAGUGUCUCACCUCUGUCCCCCCUAAGUUAUCCCAGUUUGUCCCAGCUUGGAGCUGCGCAGAAGUCAGGCAGGGGAAAUGACCUCAGGGAUACAGCUGUCAGUUCCAAGGCAGCGAGAGAAGAUGUAGCAGCCAAGGGCAGGGGAGGGGAAAGGUUUCAGAAAGCAUUUCUGUGGUGUAAUGAAUGCCAAUUUCUGCUUGCCCAGGGAGAAGAGGACGAACUCCCAGCCAUUCAGGCCUGACAGUCCCCUGCAGCGAGGGCAUACACUGGAAGAGUUCAGGGUCGAAGACAAGGCUGAGGGAAAAUCCAGGUUACCUCAAAAUUCCCGGAUCCAGAACAGCUACUCUGAGUUUUGGUAGAGAUUCCAAAGCGGGAUACAGUAGAUUUCAAAGUACACCUUGGAAAAUCAAUCGUUUGUCUGCAGCAUGCAGCAUGACUCGGAUGAGAGAGAGAGAGAGAGAGAGAGGGAGGAACUCUCUUCACAUCAGCGUCAAAGGAAAAAGUGUUCAGCGACUUACAGUCCAGGGCAGCGUCUUAGCCCAGGUCUCGGGGGCUGUGCGGAGGUUGCUCCCUGGAGCAGGGUCCCCCCGUGAGGAGGAGCCAGAGAUUGGGUCACUGGAGCAGUCUCUGGGGUUUGCCACCCUCGGUGCCACGGGACCGAGCUGUGCGAAGGCUCGAUCCCGUCGGUCCAAAGUCCUGGGCAGCGUUUCCAGCAGCAGGGGCUGGAGGCAUCGGGGGCUGCCUUUGGAGCCUUGUUCUCCCCUUGGCUUUUACAGAGGGUGCCAGACUCUGCCCUUAAGGAUCCAGUGUUGCUUUUGGACGUUGAUCCUGCAGCUGGACAGGCGGUGCAGUGAGGAGCAAGUUGCUGGCUUACGUGAUUUCUGAGUGACCUGUCACAGAAACGGGCAUCUGUGUGUGCAGGUGCUUCCUGGCAAAUCCAGAUGUGACGUGGAAAUCCUAAGGGAGGAGUUCCAGCCUUGACCACGCGUGACACAGGCUUGUGGAAAUGGAAAUGGCCUUGGCAGAAGAGCAGCUGUGAGGUGAAGCAGGACUGCAAUACAGGUAAGCAGAAGAACCAGGUGAGGUGUUACUUGUUGGUCCUGCGUGCACCUCGUGCCUCUGCCUGCUGCCAACACUUGGUGCUGCAGCUCCACAGAGCCCAUUUCAGUGUUUGUUGGGUUUGAUUUUUGCGGUCAGUUCCUGUA